Messenger RNA from Lactuca saligna, 5401 nucleotides. Lineage: Eukaryota; Viridiplantae; Streptophyta; Magnoliopsida; Asterales; Asteraceae. The record is from the annotation of a GenBank genome assembly.
AUUACUUUGGUUAAAGUCUUAAACCCUUGAAACCACAAAACCCUUGGAAGCUUGAACUUCAACAAUGGCGGAUUAUCAGUCGCCGCGAGCAGAAAAGAGCAGCAGUAGCAGCGCAAUGAAGAGGAAGAAAAAGAGAAAGCUUCCAGAUUCGGAGAAUAAAUACGAGGACAAGGCUUCGAAAUCAUCUCGUAUCAAUCAAUCGGAUGAUUUUGUAAACGAACCAAUAGAAGGAGAUAAGGAAACGACAACAGAAUUGCUUGAAGAUGCAACUCCGUGGAGAAAUUUGCAGUUAAUUUUGUCACUACAGAAGAAGAAUCUCAGUAUUGAGAAAAAGGUAGAACUCGCAUGUAAGUUUGUGAAUUUGAGUUUUAGUCAAGUAGCAGAUGACACAACUCAUCCAUCAGAGGCUGUUAGCUUUGAUAGAGUAGUUACAUUUCUCAACAAUUGGGUCCAGUCAACGUUAAUCUCUUCAGAGAAAGAAAUUAGGGUUUCAGGGCUUACUCCUCAGUUUGGUGUAAGUGGUUCUUGUUUAGAUUAUAGAUGCUGGAAGAUUUUCAAGUUCUGCCUGGAGGAGGGUAUGAAAUUAAACAUUUCACUGAGCUUUUCUAAGGAUAUCUUAAAAGUUAUUCACUGCAUCACUAGGAACAUGGAAAUCAAAGAUUUGAAUGAAGAUGAGUUAACAUUAUACAACACAAUUCUUGAUUGCAUUUCACUCAUUUUCACAUCACAUGGUGGUGUUUCAAAUGAAAAUCUAGAUUUAUGGAUUUUGUUAGUUGGUACUUUACUUGAUCUUGUUCUGAAAGUUAUCACCAGUAAUCUCAAUGAUACCAUAUCAGGAACAAUUGUCAUGAAUUUGACAUGCAUAGUACUUGAUCCAUUCAUCAAGUUCUUAAGGCUUCAUCCAAAUCGGAAAAAUGGUUUUCAAGAUUUUGUGGAUAAGCUUUUGGAACCUUUGCUAUGCUUACUGCAUGUAAUACACUCUUCUGAACUUGCCACAAGUAAAUUAUUGAAGCUAAUUGAAGAAGUCUUCUCUCAGGGAUUAUUUCAUCCCUCUCACAUUGAUGGAUUUUUGAGCUUACAAAGCUUAUCUAAGUAUAAACUAUCUGAUGAAGGAAAGCCAAAAGACUCAAAAACAGUUAUCAGAAGUUAUCACAGACACUUGUUUGAUAAACUAGGAAGAAUAGUGGUGGAGAAGAAAGCCUUGGCAUUAUCUGGUGAAGGGGAGCUUUUUCGUAUGUAUGUCCAUUGUAUCAAAAGGCAAGAUAGUCUAUCUGCUUUAAAUGCUGAAACUCGGAAGUCAUUGUUUGAUUUCUUUGUACAAAUUCUAGAGCCUUUGUUAGGUGACAUUGAUAUUUACCUUCAAGAUGAAAUGGAAAUAGGAACAAUGCUAGAAGAUGUUCAUUGCACACUCACAUCAUUCAACUCAAUUCUUAUCAACUUAAUGCAAGAGAAAGUCUACACAAGGGUAGAUGAUGCAUCUGAAGGGGCUUGUGCUAAUUUCUUGAAAUUGGUCUGUGAUAAAAUAACACUACUUUCUUCCAAAAUAAAUCAGUUAGUUUCUUCAACUUUUGAUGCAAACAAUGGAACAUGUAAGGAUUUGGUGGAGUUGGUAGCCAAAGAUGUUAUUUCAUGCCUGGAUUAUUUAUUGGAAAUUGAUUAUGAGGUUCUUGGGAAUGAUCUUGAAAGUUUAUGGCUUUUGAUGUUCUCAUAUGGGACACUUGGACACAGUUUGACAAAUUCACAGGAUAAGCCCUCGAUAAUUCCAGAAAUUCUUCAUCUUGGAUGCCACAUGGUUAACCUUUACAGUGAGCUUCGUCAGGUGGGAACAUCUGUUUUUGCACUUUGUAAAGCAAUCAGGCGUUUCAUAUCAUCUGCAAACAAAAAAGAAUCUAAUCAUUCAAAAUCAUGGGGAAAUUCAUUGAGACUGAUAUUAUGCUCACCAGAGUUAAAACUUUCCAUCCAUAAUGCUGUAAAGUCCAUACCUGAAGGGCAAGUGGGUUUAUCUAUUAAAGAAUUAGCUACUGAUGUCUCCGAAUCCCUUGAAUGGAUGAAGGGUACUUUAGACAAUUCACAUCAUAAUGUCCAGUUGAAAGCAGAGGUUCUUGGUAGUGGUUUAUCCGAAGUGUACACUUUAAUUGUGGACUCAUUGGUUGUCACUACAGAAGCUUAUAUCGACAAGCCAUCACUCUUGCACCUCCUACUACAUCCAAAAAGAUACAGAAAAGGACAAAGGAGGCUUGUUGACUUGAAUAGAUUGGUCAACUCCCUUGAGUUUGUGAUCAAGAGGAAUGAAAUGAUAAUUAGUGAGGGGAAAGAAGCAGAGGGUAUUAAUGGUAAACAAAAUAAACGAUUGGGAAAGCGACUUAUGAAGUUAUCAGAAGAGGCGAAAGGUCUUACAAGUUAUAUAAUGGGACACCUGUCUUUAUUGAAUAAAUCUGAGCCAAAUUAUGAAAGUGGAUGGGAUUUUUCGGUUGCUUCCAUAGAUAAGAAGUCAUUACCUUCUGCACUUUGGUGCAUGAUUUGUCAGAAUAUCGAUGUUUGGAGUGCUCAUUCAGCUAAGAAGAAAUUAAAGAUGUUUCUUUCAAUUCUUCUUCAAAAUUCUCUUCCAUUUGUGAAGAGUAAUUUGAAGCAAUUUGGAGAGCAGAGUGUUGUUGGAGGUGGAAACUUGAAGAAGGUCAUGAUACAUGAAAUCUCAUUGGAGCUUCUCAGCAAUACAAUGCUAUAUGAGGAAAAAUUUAUUCGAAGACAUAUGGCAUCAAGGUUUUGCAGCUUUCUUCAAGAGUUAGUGUCACCAUUAUUUAACAAUGGAGUAGAUAUUGAAUUGCAAGAGGAACCCAAAUGGCCUGAGGUUUUAAGCUCCCUUAAAAUUCCUUCAGUAGUUGCAAAUAAUAUCAGUGAGGUGAAUGAUUGUUCUUCAAUGGAUCCAUCAUCUUCUCUCUCUAUCAAGAAGCAAGAAGUUGAUGAAUCAAGUCAGAUAUAUAAAGUUUGUCAAAGUUCACUCAGUUUUCUCUGUUGGAUGCCCAAAAGAUGGAUAAAUUCUAAAUCUUUUUCUCUCUAUGCAACUUGUAUAUUAAAUCUUGAAAGGGUUAUACUCAACACUUUAUUGGGUGAAAAAUUGCAUGAUCAUCUUGAGCUUUUGAGGCUCUUUCUUUGUUGUAGAAAAACCCUAAAGUAUCUAAUGAUGACAUUCUGUGAAGAGAAUAUUUCCACCAAUCAAAAUUCUCUUAAUGCCCUACACUUUAAAGGCAAGUUUCCAGCUUUAUGGCUCUUAAAGUCAUUACUCUCACUACAAAACACAUUUUCAACAAAUCACAACACUGAAUUGAAGAAUAUGAUGUUUUCACUUACUGAUUACACAUCAUAUGUGUUUUUCACCCUCAUCAAGGGUACUCUUGUCAAUGCAAGCCAUUCCCUUAUAUCCUCUAGGGAUCCUUUUCACAAGAAUACUGAAUCUGUAUCUCCAUCUGAUCAAGAAGAUGGAAUUAAUGCAACAAACUUUUUGAUUCAUGUAUCUGAGGAAUUAAAAGAUUAUGCAGAAAUUAUGUUAGGGGAAAGGGAAACCAGUUGUUAUGGAAAGGCGACAUCUGUUCUUUCUUGCUUUCAGGGAUUUUUGUGGGGACUUUCAUCUGCUUUAUCUCGUAUGGACACAAAGAAUAUUAAUCUCAAAGCCAUUUUCUCUAGAAAAAAGUUUGAACCUAUUGACAAAUUGAAACUCUGCAUAGAUACUUACACAGCUUCUAUAAACAAAUCUUUGUGUGAGCUCUUUCUGAAAGCUUCUUUUUCCGAAAUUUCCUCUAAUGGGUAUGAAAAACGCCUAAAUUUGGAAACUUUAGAAAUGGGAAACACAGAGAUAAACAAGUCCUUUCUUCAGAAUCUUCUAGAAGGAGAAAGUUUAUUUCUUAGACAGCUAUUCAUUUCCUAUUCCGCUAUUCUAAGGUUAAAUUCACAGAUGAAAACUCCAUUGUUGUCAAAGGUGGUUGUUAUAUUCCUAGAAAUCUCAGAAGUUUUGUUGUUGGGAUUCUCAAAGAACACUGGAAAUAGAACAACAACACCAUCAGAGUUAACUUUCGUGUUGUUGGAUGCGAUUGGGAAGUUUCUAGAAGAAUUGGGAAACCAUAUUUCUUCAUCUAACCCUACUUUGCCUCCAAAAGUUUAUGAAAGAUUGAUUGAUUUGCACUUAAAGGCAAUUGGAAAAUGCAUUUCUUUACAAGGAAAAGAAGCUGCUUUAGAGUCUCAUGAGACUGAAUCAAGUACAAAAACAAUGAAUGAUCAAAUUAAUGGAGUUUCUUGUUUAGAUGAACUCAAAAACAGAUUAAGAAUAUCAUUCAAAGUUUUUGUUGGAAAAUCUUCAGAGGUGUAUAUAUCUUCUGCUAUGCAGUCUAUUAAAAGAGCAAUGGUUGUAGGAAAUGUCUCUUCAGUUGUUGCAGCUGGAAUUGAUUGUCUUGAUUUAGUCCUUGAGGCCAUUACAGGAAGGAAGAGUCUGAACACAGUGAAAACAGAUAUAUUGGGCUCACUUUGUUGUCUCUUCAACAUUGUUCUUCAUUUGGAGGGCCCACAAAUCUUCUACAGAGACCUCACUUCAGUUACAUUCUAUUCUACUGAUCCAGAUCCUGGAUCUGUUGUUCUUAUGUGUAUUGAAGUACUUACAAAAGUGUCGGGAAAACACGCGCUUUAUCAAAUGGAUUCGUGCCAUGUGGCACAAGCUCUUAGUAUUCCUGCUACACUUUUCCAAAAUAUUCUGAAUAAGGGUGUGAAAACCGAUGUUUUAGAUAGAGAAUAUUCGAUUGAAUUAUAUGCAGCAUGUUGCAGGAUGCUUCAUACUUUACUCAGGCAUCAUAAAAGGGAAAGUUUACAGCACAUUGCUUUGCUUGAAGCUUCUGUUUCUGUUCUUCUUCAUUGUUUGGAGAUGGUAAACAAUGACCAAACUACCCUCGAAAGUGUUGUAUGGGGGUUACAAGAGGGGGUAAAAUGUGGAGCUUUCCUUCGAAGAAUUUAUGAAGAGAUACGACAACAGAAAGAUGUGAUUGGGCAGAAUUGUCGCCUGUUUUUAUCCAGUUACAUAGUGGUGUUUUCAGGAUAUGGUCCUCUGAAAACCGGAAUCAGAAGGGAGAUAGAUGAAGCUUUGAGACCAGGUGUUUAUGCUUUAAUAGAUGCUUGCUCAUCAGAUGAUCUCCAAUAUAUUCAUACUGUUUUAGGAGAGGGUCCAUGCAGGAACACCUUGGCAAAUCUACAGCAUGAUUACAAAUUGAAUUUCCAAUAUGAAGGAAAAGUUGAUUUCGAAUUUGACGCCACUAAAAUAUUCCAGAUCCUUCCAGGGUCAAUUUGUUCACAAACUAUUGUCAAUGGAUUUUCCGACUCGAUCCAGAGUACUGCGGCCGUGAUUUCCCUGUUUAAAAGUUAA